AUGGCUGAAAAUUCAGCAUGUAAUUUGGAAGAUGGUCCUACUUCUUCCUCAGGUAGAGAGAGUAAGAAGCAAGUGACCUAUAAACAAUAUGGAGGCAAAGAACCAUCCCCAUUGCCCGGCAGUGAGCUCUGGACUGAUGGAUUGAUCUGUGCAUUUGAAUUUGUUCGAGCCCAAAGGUGCACAUCUUCAUCGAAAAUUGAUCCAAGGAGCCAACUCGGGAUGCAGAAGGGAAGUCUGAUUCAAAAGAACAAGGCAUCAAGUCUAGACCUGUUUGAUCCCUCUGAGAAAUUUAUUGAUGAUAAGAGCUUAUUGGAGUCCCCAUCUCUCUUAGAACCUGAUGAUGCUUCACUUCUUCUUGGAGUGAAUGAAGUUCCUGCAUCAGCUCAUCAUCAUAAGGAGAAUGAGGGCAGAUGUCUUCAGAAGCUUUCUGACAGCCACUGGAUUCCCAUUGGAUGGAACAGAAUUAAGGAGCUUGUCAAAACUGUAAAAGUGGAUGGAAGCUGGGUUUCACAGCCAAUUAGCUUUGGGGAUGAGGAAGAUGGCAUCACUGUGGCAGACUUGGCUACUCCAUAUUGGGAGAGACCUGGUGGCCCGACCUGGUGGUGCCAUGUUGACCCAGUUCAUCACUUUGUUGGUGCAUGGUUAAGUAAUGCUACCUGGCUUCAUCCAGCAAUCAGCGUUGCCUUGAAGGAUGAAAGUCGAUUGAUCAGCGAACGCAUGAAGCACCUUUUAUACGAGGUGAUUUUUCAUCUUUCUUGCCAUCCCAUUCCCAUUAAGUAGCAUCUCAUGAUUUUGAGAAGAUGCAGUAACUAGCUGGCUCAUGUUAAGUGUCAAUCUAAAUUCAUAUGAGGGUUCAUUCUAUAUUGUCGUCAUUUCCCAUUGGACCCCCUACAGGCAUGCUACUUCCUGACCACCUUCAGUUCUCUGUUGACUUUAAGCUGUUAUAGCUGACCCCUUGCUAUAAAAACACAUGUUCAGGUUCCUGUCCGGGUUGCUGGAGGCAUAUUAUUUGAGCUCCUGGGCCAGUCUGUGGGUGAUCCUUUCUGUGAUGAGGAUGACAUACCCAUAGUGCUCAGGUCCUGGCAAUCACAGCAUUUUUUAGUGACUGCAUUGCACGUGAAAGGGCAUGCCGAAACGACCAAUGUCUUGGGGAUCACUGAAGUCCAGGUACCCUGAUGCUCAGGCUCUACAAGUGGCAUGCUCUGCACCAUCAAUUUACCUGAUUAUAAAUUAUGAAAAAUGUUAUUUAGCUUCUGCUGAAGAAAUUAUAUGGGCUUCAGGCUCCACAUAUAUGGUUUUGCAAAGAAAUGCAAAUUGUGUUGGAUUUCUUCUAUUAGACAUGGUGUCUCACUAUGAGAAACGAAUGUUAAUUUUCUUCAGGUCCCUGCUAGACUGCAGGCUAAAGACUGACAUCAAUGAUCUUGCUCCACAAUUAUUCCUUGAUUUUCUUCAUUUGCUCAAAUUGCUUGCUUACCUCUUCUUGGUUGUGAUCAAGCCUUCUCGAACUGCUAUUUCUAGCCUAUCUAAUUUUUGCCUGCCUUUUAUUAAUAUAUUUCGGUUCUUUAUUUCCUUUUUUCUGCAUUAUUGUCCACACCUGCAAUACUUUCUUCAACAUUACUCGAACAGGGUUUCUGACAUCACAAAACGUCGCAGGAACUUCUUUAUGCAGGGGGAACCACAGCACCGAAAUCCGUUCACGAAGUUAUAGCACAUCUAGCUUGCCGUCUCUCCCGUUGGGAUGAUAGGUAGUGUAGAUGCUUUUUCUUGUCUCAUUUCGAUUUCUUACGAAGCAAAAUUCUGAAGAUUAUCUGACCCAUGUGGCCUGAAUUGAAUGGAUACUCGGCAAAAGCUAUCUGCUUUGUGAAACAGUGAAUGUCUGUGAUCUUUCUUUCUUCUUUUAGGGUAUGAUUCACUUUUAUUAUUUCACGCAUUGAGGCCCACUUCCUUUAUUCGCAAGAAUAAAUCUGAUUCCCACACCAAGAACAUAAAUGGGUUUUGAAAAACUUUUACAGAGCUCACUGGUAUCUAUGGAUUUCUCUUCUAUUUUCCAUGAGCAUUAAAUCCAGGCAUUUCCUAUAUUAUAAAGUUUCAAGGUGCAUGAACUUGAAUUAAAUAUUCUAAUUUCAUUAUCUUACAAGUAAGUACAGCGUUUCCUAAAGAAGCAAGCUCCAUUUCCCUUAGAAUUUUCGUUCUCUUUUUGGUUGAACUUUUUCUCUGCAAGGCUGGACCAUGCCUGGUUGAAACUUUGGCAUUCACUCAAAGUCUCUAUAGAUUAUCCAUACUGCUUCCGGCAUUAUUUUCGACGAACUUAAUACACCCAUUGAGGGUUGAUGGUGCUGUAAGUGAUCAAGGUACUGAAAUCUUGGGAAAAAUAUGCAUCAAGGGAGGUAAUACUAUGCUAAAUCUUAUCUCAGGAGAGAGCUGGAUCCAUCAAGAAGCGCAUUAAAAAUGGAAACGCAGAACUCUCUUUUCUUUACUUAAUUUUUAUCGGCGAUAUCAUCUCCAUUCUAUCUUCUUUUGCCAAAACUGGCUGGGUAUAUUUUGAAGGCCUCUUCUCCUCAUCCUCCUCUCAGAUUGUUUCGCAAGCAUGUGUUUGGAGCAGCAGACGAGAUCGAGCUCAAGUUUGUAAACAGGUACAUUGCUGAUGGGUCCUUUGGUUGUGCAUUUGAUUCUAAAGAUAUUCAUAACGGGCAAUUAGGGUUUGGGUUAGGAUCGUAUAUUUCCUUCUCAUCAUGUUGCGAUAUCCAGGAGAAACUAUGAAGACAUGAAUUUGUUUAGUGUGAUUCUCAACCAAGAAAUCAGGAGGCUGUCGACGCAGGUAUGAACCCACUUGCGGCGGUAAUAAUUCUAAAAUUACUAGGUUAGGUAUUAAAUCAUAGUCUCAUGGAAGGGCCAAAUUUAGCGAACUUAGUGUAAUUAUGGCAGGUCAUUAGGGUUAAGUGGUCGUUGCAUGCGAGAGAGGAGAUCAUCUUCGAGCUCCUGCAACACUUGAGGGGAAGCCAUGCGAAGGACAUGAUCGAGGGGAUAAGAAAGAGCACCAGAGAGAUGCUGGACGAGCAGGAGGCCGUUCGUGGCCGGCUUUUCACAAUCCAAGAUGUCAUGCAGAGCACCGUCCGCGCGUGGCUACAGGUACUCUUUAGAUCUUGGUUUCCCAGCUCUUUUCUUCUUUUUUUUUUUUCCCGGAGCCUUAGUCCUCCUUAAAAAAAUGAAAUAUGGUCACGGGUAUUCACCAGUUUUGGGAAAAAAAAUUCAAUCAAGUGGAUAUAAAUCGAGAAGGGUAGAAUUCUAGGCUUCAUUUCAUGCGCAAAGGUUGCUGUUUUUUGGCAAUUAUGGACUUGUUCUUUGCUUCAAUCGGGAUGAACAUGCAUAAUCUCAGGUACUUAUCACACCAAGAAAAUGAAACGCAAAAGGGAUUAUUAUUCUGAUAUCAAUGAGGUUUAAGCACCCCCGCCAUGCAAUAUUUUUUUCUUUCUUCCCACAUGAUCAAAUUCAUCUUUUUCUAACCCAGAAAACCUAAUCACCAUCGGAUGCAGACCCAUGAUAAUAUAAUACAAAAAUCAAGGAGGAGGAAAAGAUGUUUAUGAUUUGAGGUAGAAUUUUAAGCUUCCUUUCAUGUGCAAAGGUUGCUAUUUUUGGCAGUUGUGGACUUGUUCUUUGUUUCAAUCGAGAUGAACGCGCAUAAUCACAGGUACUUGUUACUCUAAGAAAAUGAAACACGAAAGAGAUUACGAUUAUAAUGAUAUCCAUGAGGUUUAGUGCUCCCCGCUCCCCCAACUGCAGGAUUUUUUUCUUUCUUCCCACAUGAUCUAUGAGUCAUCUUCUUACCCAAAAACUUAAUCAUCAUCGGAUGGUGACCCCAUAAUAUGAUAUAAUGUAAUAUAAUGAGUGAAAAUAUUGAAAAUCAAAGAGGAAAAGAUGUUUAUGAUUGUUAGAGGUUGGAUCUCUGCCCUCUAUUCUUUCUUCUUUUUUUUUACGUGGUUUGCAGGAUCAGAGCCUCCGAGUGACCCACAACCUGGCGGUGUUCGGCGGCGUGGGGCUAGUACUGUCGAUCAUCACUGGCCUGUUCGGGAUAAACGUGGACGGGAUUCCGGGGGCGGCGGCGGCGCCGUACGCCUUCCCGGUGUUCGCGGCCGCGCUGAGCCUCCUGGGGGCGGCGCUGGUGGGCCUGGGGAUGCUCUACCUCGGCCUCAAGAAGCCCGUGACGGAGCAGCAGCUCCGCGUGAGGAAGUUGGAGCUCCAGCAGCUCGUCUCCUCCUUCCAGCACGACGCCGAGAGCCACGCCAAGCUCAGGGAAGGCCUCUCCCGCCACAAUCUGCCCCCCACCGCCGCCGAUAUGAUCUCCCACGCUGAUUAUAUUCUCAUCGACUGA
Molecule: messenger RNA, 4369 nt
Organism: Spirodela intermedia
Lineage: Eukaryota; Viridiplantae; Streptophyta; Magnoliopsida; Alismatales; Araceae
Source: the annotation of a GenBank genome assembly